AUGCGUCGUAGUGACUCACUGGCAUGGCCUGGUGAGGCUCUGAGACGUGAGGAAAGACGAGCAGAGGCCAGGCUGGCAGAGGGACUGCAGAGACUGGAAGAGGUCAAACACUAUCAUCUCAACACCCUGACCAGAGAACAGCGCAAACUACACAGAGACCUUAUCUCCAUCAGGACAGGUAACUACUGGAGAAAAGGAAUCCCUAACACACAGCCCACAAAUCUUGACCUCAGUCACCCUGCAGUGCCUUACAGGAGGACUCUGCUUCCAAUAAUCCCUCGGCCGGACAGGGAGCCACAGAGGCAGGCGUCCAUAAAGCCUCAGUCCAGUACGUCUUUACAGAAUCGUGUUCAGGAAUUCAUCAGCAGCGGGAGCAAAACAGAUAGCUCAACGGUGCCGCUCUGCCUGCCAGAUCUGAAACUGCAACCUGUCCACACGCUCCCCAGCACCAGUACAGCCACAGCAGGGAGAGAGGAGAAGAAGGACAGAAUGACAAAAGAGAGUGAGGUAGAAGUAUCUCCUCCUGCCUCUCUCCUCUCGGACUAUCUAGCACCUGAUGGGCGUUUGAGGACAGUUCACACUCUGCCCAACUUUGCUCAAGCACUAGUGGAGGCGCGCAAAGCCCGUUACAUACGUCACCGGGGACAGCCGCUGUGCGAAUCAGGACUCACAAUUACAGAGAUAUUCUCUCGACAUUCUAAAGAUGCACAAACUCACUGA
Chanos chanos (milkfish) is the source of this 720-nucleotide messenger RNA. It is a transcript of the gene ccdc190, whose product is annotated as coiled-coil domain containing 190. The coding region runs from base 1 to 720 and encodes 239 amino acids. The transcript has 4 exons. Lineage: Eukaryota; Metazoa; Chordata; Actinopteri; Gonorynchiformes; Chanidae. The record is from RefSeq and is a predicted model, not a curated record.